AUAACGAUAUUUUUGCAGAGCGUCAAACUUGCCUCGAAAAGAUGGCCCGGCGAAGCGAACAAUCUCGUGCUUCCGAUCCAACUGGAAAAUGGGACUACGUACGUUUAUCAGGCGGAAAACGUGGUUAUCGUGGAACGUAGGCAAGAUCAAUUUCGGCUCGAGUGCAAUUUAAAAUUCGAUUUGUGCACGCUAGAAUUGUCCGGCUGGUAUCACGGGAAAACCGCCGGUAUCCUUGGAACGAUGAAUUACGAGCCGAUGGACGAUAUGACAGGUUCGAACGGAAUCGCGACGAGAAACGUGACCGCAUUCGGCGAAAGUUGGUCGAUCGAUCGGCAAGAUGAUUGUGGGAAAACGGAGGCCGGUCCGGUCGCUGAAUCGAAAGACGAUCCGAUGGUCUUGCAGUUUUGCGAUACUUUGUUCGUGAACAAAAGUUCAGAGUUCGUAAGCUGCUUCGACGUGAUCAAGCCGAAGGAAUAUUCAAAAAUGUGUGUGACGAGCAAAGGUGUGUCGGAAGCUUGUACCGUGGCGUUGUCUUACAUGCAGAUUUGCAUGUUCCACGACACGUAUCUCAGAAUACCGGAUGUGUGCAGCAAUUGCAGUAUGAUGGACGGUGAUCAAGUAGCAGAAGGGCAAUUCGUGAAAUUGGAGGGCGACCGAGUGCCCACGUCGACCGACGUCGUGUUCAUCGUCGAGGGAAAAGAAUGUAAUCGUAACGUGAAAGAGAAUCGUAGUAUCGAUCAGUUGAUCACCCAGUUGAACAAAGAAUUCAGGGAUCAUGGUUUGACGGAUAAUCGAUGGUCUUUGGUUACUUUCGGAGCGAACGGUGUUUUCGAUCAUCCGAGGAGUAUAGCUUUCGACGGGCAAAUAUUCACCAAAAACGUGGCGCGAUUUAUCGAUUUCUUCGACCACGUGCCCGUUGGCAAUGGGAGCCGCGAUAUUUUUGCGGCAAUCGCGUUCGCCUCGAAACUCGUGUUCCGUGCCGGUGUAUCCAAGACGUUCAUUUUAAUGCCUUGCUCGCAUUGCGAGCCGGAAAAUCAAAUGCUGGACUAUUCAGUGGUACACGAGGUAUUAUUGGAACACGAUAUCACGCUUCACAUAUUGAUGGACGGUGAUUUCGAAUUCGAAAAAGAGAGACUGAACAAGAUCUUUUACGGAUUGGACGCGACGAAAUCGUAUACGAAGAAGGAUACUAGAACGUUAACCGGCGAUACCGAUUUACGAAGGCAAGUGAAACUUCCGAAAAGCGCGCUCGGCUACUGUACACCUUUAUCUUUGGAGAUUAACGGAACCAUAUUCAGCGGUGAUAAAUUACGCUUCGAUAAAUUGGCCUCGAUUAAAAAAUUCGCCAGCGUCUUCUCGAAGAGAGUAGCCUUGACCGCGCAACCUAAUCCUUGUCAAAACUGUGAAUGCACUGCCGAUAAUAAUGGUGUCACGCGAAUGGAAUGUAUCCCCUGCAUAUAUCCAACUCCGAUUUCCGUCGAUUAUGAAAUGUUCAAUCUCAACGAUUCGUUGGCAUCUCUACAACCAUUGAACAUCGAUUACGGUCAAAUUGAUAUCGAUGACACUUGAAGAAUCACGAAAUGGAUGAACGUAUCAUUCCUUCCUCGUUUCACAAACACUCGACGCGAAAAACUUUUAUCAAUGUAAUGCCAUACAUAUCUUUCGACGAUGAGUAUUCAAUACGUAUUGUCAACGAUUAGCAUCGUAUAUUUAGCAAAUAAUUGCAUAUAUCUGUAUAAUGAUAUUCGAUUGUAAUCUUCUCCAGGAAAUGUUUCGAUAUAGGUAUAUAUAGAUGCAUAGAUAAGAAAAA
Molecule: messenger RNA, 1810 nt
Organism: Apis florea (little honeybee)
Lineage: Eukaryota; Metazoa; Arthropoda; Insecta; Hymenoptera; Apidae
Gene: Apoltp
Product: Apolipoprotein lipid transfer particle
Biological process (GO): lipid transport
Molecular function (GO): lipid carrier activity
Source: RefSeq, a predicted model, not a curated record